Molecule: messenger RNA, 912 nt
Organism: Monosiga brevicollis MX1
Lineage: Eukaryota; Choanoflagellata; Craspedida; Salpingoecidae
Exons: 2
Biological process (GO): mitochondrial RNA 3'-end processing; RNA catabolic process
Cellular component (GO): mitochondrial degradosome
Molecular function (GO): RNA helicase activity
Source: RefSeq, a predicted model, not a curated record
CCGCAUCUCACCUAUCCGGAAGCCCGCAAGUGUCGACGGCGCAUCAUUAUUCAUCGAGGCCCCACCAACUCAGGCAAGACAUACGGUGCCAUGCAAGCCGCCGCCGCCGCCAAGACCGCCAUGUUUUGUGCACCCCUUCGCCUAUUGGCCUGGGAACAAUACGAGCGCCUGCGCAACGGCCACCAGCGUGCCGAACUCCUCACAGGGCAGGAGAUGUAUACCUGUGCUGAUGCCACGCACCUGGCCUGCACUGUUGAGAUGACCGAUUUUUCACGCCACUAUGACGUGGCCGUCAUCGAUGAGUGCCAGAACAUUGGCUCUGCCGAACGCGGCUGGGCUUGGACCAACGCCAUUUUGGGUGCCCGUGCCGACGUUCUGUAUCUGAUCGAGGAUGGCUCAGCCACCCAGCUAUUGCAAAACAUUGCAAAGGUGUGCGGUGAUGACGUGGAGGUGAUUGACCACCAGCGCCUAGCACCUCUACACGUGCAGAGGGAGCCUUUGAUCAACUUCAGCCACUUGCGUGAGGGCGACUGCCUGAUUGGCUUCAACCGCCGGGAGCUGUUCAACCUCAAGGCCCAGGCUGAGGCUGCCACGGGACUCAAGUGCGCCGUCGUGUACGGCGCUCUACCUCCCGACGUGCGAAAGGCACAGGCCACACUCUUCAACGACCCCCACUCAGAUUACAAGCUACUGGCAGCCAGCGACGCCAUUGGCAUGGGCCUCAAUUUUGACAUUGGGCGCGUCAUUUUCUCUACCGUUUGGAAGUUUGAUGGGACGCAGCGCCGCGUCCUGCGUCCCACGGAGCUUCGCCAAAUCGCGGGUCGUGCUGGUCGCUACGGAAGCCGCUAUGCCGUGGGUGGAGAGGUCCUAGCCAUGUCCGAGUCGGAUACCGAGGUCCUUCAGCGAGCACUC